This is a messenger RNA of Coprinopsis cinerea okayama7#130, 932 nucleotides long. RefSeq lists its product as hypothetical. The record is from RefSeq and is a predicted model, not a curated record. Lineage: Eukaryota; Fungi; Basidiomycota; Agaricomycetes; Agaricales; Psathyrellaceae. The transcript is spliced from 3 exons. Bases 129 to 560 code for a protein of 143 amino acids.
CCAGGUGGUUGACAUAUUUCUGGUUCAUCCACGUUCAUAUUCCCCUCGGUGAGUGAGACAUUGCUUGGUCGUGCGCCGUGGGACGAGCGUUCCUGAAUGUUCCCUUUCUAUUGAGAACUCAACACAACAUGACUGCUACACUUUCGAGUCCAUCGCUCUUGCAGCGCAAGGCGAGCUUCCUCAAUGGCGGCGCUGAAUAUUUGGGAAUCCACCGCGGUGCGAUUGACACCACCACUAUCACCACCAAACCACCUCCCAUCGUUAUGGAGGGAGUCCGCAAGGUCCUCCUAGAGCUGGGCCUCCAAGUACAAGAGGAGAGCAGAUACAAUUAUCGCUGUAUACGGGCGUCGAGGAAGGCUGAAUCCGACGACUCGGGUUCAGUAGUGUACGGACCGCCUACCGAAGACCCAGGCGAUGAAGUCCGCCUGUCAGUCGAGCUCACUAGGCUCGAGGGUCUGAAUGACACGUACAGCCUCGAUAUCAGACGCCUUCGAGGGAACUUGCGAAGCUAUAAGUUCCUAUAUGAAACCAUUAGAGACAAAACGGCAUUGUCCCGAUAAAUGCCCGGGCGAUCCUGUCCUCUGUCCUGACAGGGAACGAGGACUGUUCAAGACAUGCGACGACGUUUUAUGAAGUAGGAAACGAAAAUGGAAUCAAGACAAGAAAAGGAUACCCUGCCACCUCUCACCACCGCACUGUAAAUUAUGCAAGUUCACCUCAGUUCUCAUUCAUUUCUCGAAAUUUGGUUACGACCUUCCAAGUUUGCGGGCCUCGAUGUAUGCACUCUUCCUCCACUCUUUUUAUCACGUCCGCCAUAGAUAUUCGGGUACAAGGCACGUUACAGGGGCUUCGAGCCCAUAGAGCUGUAUAGACUGGUCCCAAUACGACUCGUUCCGUGUAUGGUGACGCUAAGCGCCCGUACUUCCCACAUC